AAUAAGGCGUGUUUGUGAGACAGUUUUUGUAAAAAUUUCAAAUCCAAGAAGAACAAGCUGAAACAGCAUUUCCCAAAAUGGAGUGUAAAGUAAACAGAAGAGAGAAAGAAAAGGAAUAUGAAGGGAAACACAACAGCCUGGAAGAUGCUGACCAAGGAAAGAACCGCAAAUCUGCACUGAUGACCCUCAACGUGGGGGGAUAUUUAUACAUGACUCAAAAGCAAACACUGACCAAGUACCCCGACACUUUCCUUGAAGGAAUAGUAAAUGGGAAAAUCCUCUGCCCGUUGGAUGCUGAUGGCCAUUAUUUCAUAGACAGGGAUGGGCUCCUCUUCAGGCACGUCCUAAACUUCCUACGAAACGGAGAACUUCUGCUGCCCGAAGGGUUUCGAGAAAAUCAACUUCUCGCACAAGAAGCAGAAUUCUUUCAGCUCAAGGGACUGGCAGAGGAAGUGAAAUCCAGGUGGGAGAAAGAACAGCUGACAUCCAGAGAGACUACUUUCUUGGAAAUAACAGAUAACCAUGAUCGCUCACAAGGACUCAGAAUCUUCUGUAAUGCUCCUGACUUCAUAUCAAAAAUCAAAUCUCGCAUUGUUCUGGUGUCCAAAAGCAGGCUGGAUGGUUUUCCAGAGGAGUUUUCAAUAUCGUCAAAUAUCAUUCAAUUUAAAUACUUCAUAAAGUCUGAAAAUGGCACUCGACUUGUACUGAAGGAAGACAACACCUUUGUCUGCACCUUGGAAACUCUUAAGUUUGAGGCUAUAAUGAUGGCUUUAAAGUGUGGUUUCAGACUGCUGACCAGCCUGGAUUGUUCCAAAGGGUCAAUUGUUCACAGCGAUGCACUUCAUUUUAUCAAGUAAUUACCUGUGUCACGAACAAAGGCAACAAGCAUGCAGCCAGCAAGCUUCGGAAAACCACAGCAUAAAGGCAUCCCAAAUAAUGUGCUAGCUCUGUACUGAGAGCCCUGCCGCUAAUCAAAUACUGUGAGCUAACGGUAUGUAAA
This is a messenger RNA of Eptesicus fuscus (big brown bat), 1000 nucleotides long. RefSeq names its product potassium channel tetramerization domain containing 4 (gene KCTD4). Gene Ontology annotation, biological process: protein homooligomerization. Gene Ontology annotation, molecular function: protein binding. The record is from RefSeq and is a predicted model, not a curated record. Bases 78 to 857 code for a protein of 259 amino acids. The transcript has a single exon. NCBI's taxonomy places the organism in Eukaryota, Metazoa, Chordata, Mammalia, Chiroptera, Vespertilionidae.